CCUCAACCCUCCUUCCACAGUGCGGUUUCAGUGUGCCAACUGGAGCAUUGUGAUCUGGAUUGUUUUUCAAGGUUUAAAGCUCCCAUAAAGAGUACAGAGUGCAUUUGUGUUCAGAGCUGAAGUGCAAAUAUGGAAUUUCUCGCUGGUUGGACCCACGCAUGCGGAAAGAAGUCCAAACGUGAGUGUAAUUUCCUUAUAGCGGGCGUAGUAGCAGUCUCUUUCCUUGUCCUCGUGGGACUUUCUGCCCUUCACUUACCAGAGCCUUUCACGAUCGAGCCGGGGGCGACCCUUCCUGCGGUGACACUCUUGGUUUGGACUUAUCCGUUCGGCAGGGUGAAGCCUCUACCAGAUUGUAUGGAACGCUACGGUGUCUACGGCUGUGUAUUGACGGACGACAAGAGCGCGUACCCAUACGCAGACGGAGUGCUCAUGCAGCAUCUUGCCAUCGAAGCAGGAAUUUCCAAGUUGCCACCUGAAGCAGGCCGCCCCCCGGGGCAGAAGUGGAUAUGGUUCAAUUACGAGUCUCCCACAAACACACAUGACCUGUGGCGUAUGGAGGGGCUUUUUAAUCUCACCAUGACCUAUAGAGCUGAUUCGGACAUCUUCCUCCCCUAUGGCUACCUGGUCCACAAGCAUGGCCACGGGAAGCCGCUCACAAAACCUUCAAGAAUUCCUCGUCCUGGUUUUGUAGUGUGGGCUGUGAGUAACUGGGAAGAGUCAUAUGCCCGUGUUGCAUUCUACUACGAGUUGAGGAAGUACAUCCAGAUUGACGUGUUUGGCCGAGCCGGUAAAAAAAUUACCAGAGGCCCCAAAAACUUGGUGAACCUUUUAAGGCACUACUACUUCUAUUUAGCUCUGGAGAACUCUCAGCAUACGGAUUACAUUACAGAGAAGCUUUGGAACGCCGUGUCUGCAGGAGCCGUGCCAGUGGUCCUGGGCCCAACCCGGAAGGACUAUGAGCGCUUUCUGCCGCCGGAGGCCUUCAUCCACGUGGACGAUUUCCCUUCGGUCAAAGAGCUGGCCCGGUACCUGCUGCAGCUCAGGAGGGAGCCGGCUCGGCGGAUGUUUCACCUGAGUUGGAGGACACGCUUUCGAAUGCACGAGCCGGCCUUAUGGUUUGAAUACUACUGCACUGCCUGCAAGGCUCUGAGGAAGACUGUGGGACAAACUCAUGUGGUUCAUAAUUUGACGCAAUGGUUUGACUCCUGAGUGGACUGUUUAAAAACCUCUCAAUUUGCAGGGGAUGCCAACAUAGCUCGCUGUCUAGAAUUCCUUAAAUUAAUGUUGUGGAGAUAUUGGUAUUUUUUUUCUCAUCCGCUUUUUUGAUUCCGCCACUAAUGUGUAUGGUUGCAGCAGAAAUGCAGUUUUUUUUUUUUUUUUCUGACAAAAAGGAGCUCAAUUAAUUUUCAAUGGCAAAAUUUGAUAAAAUUUCAAAAUAUAUCUCGUCCAUUUUUUCAUCUGAAAUCAAGGCGCACAAAAGUUUUAUAUUAUCUGCCAAAAAUGUACCGGUGCCACAAAAAAAAAUUGACAUCCCUGUUUAAUGUCAAUGGCUCUAUUCAUUUCCAAUGCGAAAAAAAUGACCCAAUAUCAACAGGAAAUGUGACCUGGGAAAACCCCACAUUUAACAGGAAGUGACCCAGAAAUGCCCAAAAAUCAACAGGAAAUGCAUUAUAAGUGACCCCGGAAUACCCCAGAAGUUGCAGUAGGUGACUCCAAAUCAACAGGAAAUGACCUGAAAAUUCCCUAUAAUGAAUGAGUGACCCAAAAUCAACUCAUUGCCCGCUGUUGACAUAGACAUCAAAUUCAUUUAAACUGAGAUGAAUGGCUGCGAAUCCUUAUCCUUCAGUCCAGUUCAAUCCAUUUAGACCGGGAGGGGAGAGUAAACGUACGGACGUCAUUCGCCUCUUCCCAGUCGAAACAGAUUGGUCAGUCCAGUCACGCAUUCGUAGCACUAUCCAAAAUGCAAAUUGGCAGUGACGUGUCUUCUUCCAAAGAGCCCUUAAAUAUUCUUAAUUGAUCUUGUAAUUGAUCUAUUAAAAAGAAAAUAUAAAAGGCCAAGAAUUUGAUCUUUGUGUUUUUUUUAUUUUAUUUUUUAUUUUAGGAAUCCAUAGAAAACAGUCACAUUGUGUAUUCGGACCCUAGACCCAACCUCUAACAAUGCGCUGCGCAAGGAAAAAGACUUAUUUUCAGAUAACAACCAGCCAUGCUAGCUUU
Corythoichthys intestinalis (scribbled pipefish) is the source of this 2214-nucleotide messenger RNA. Its product is annotated as 4-galactosyl-N-acetylglucosaminide 3-alpha-L-fucosyltransferase FUT5-like. The record is from RefSeq and is a predicted model, not a curated record. NCBI's taxonomy places the organism in Eukaryota, Metazoa, Chordata, Actinopteri, Syngnathiformes, Syngnathidae. Gene Ontology annotation, molecular function: alpha-(1->3)-fucosyltransferase activity. The coding region runs from base 130 to 1209 and encodes 359 amino acids. The transcript has a single exon. Gene Ontology annotation, cellular component: membrane.